AUUGUGCACGGGAAGCCGAGGCACUCUCAAUCGCAGGGCUCGGUGGAACGCGCUAGUCAAGGUGUUCAAGAUAUGCUGACUGCAUGGAUGAUGCAGGACCGGUCCACCAAGUGGUCUCAGGGUCUGCGAUUCAUCCAGUGCGCGAAGAACCGUGCCAUUCAUAAGGGCACUCCGGAUCUCCCCCUAUGAGGCGAUGUUCGGGAGCCCAAUGAAAGUGGGCCUUCGCUCCAAGUUCCCAUCUGGAGCAGUGGAUGAUCUGCAGACUGAAGAGGAGCUGCAGGACUUCCUAAGGGUAAUGCACUUUGGCAACGCAGAUUCGCCAAUGACGUGUGGAGAGACCUGCAGCGCGCAUGAAGGAUGCAGCGAGUGCGGCACGGGGCUGCACCCGCACUGUCCGAGGGGUGGAAAGUGUGGCAAUUGCUCACGGGCUGCUGCUGUGCUGGAGGUGAGGUCGACAGCGAGGAAGGAUCUUCAGGAGCAGGCGCAGACCAUGCAGAAGAUUUCGGACGUCAAGCUUCCUCCCGCGUCCGUCGGGGAUACAACCACUGUGUACGUUCCUAAGGCGGACAGAGGUCGAGGGGACCCCAGAAAUGUGGUUGCGGUUGUUCUCGAGGCCACGGAGGACGGUUUCUACAAACUUGGAAACAACGACGGCGUACCUGCUUCCAUGUAUGCUAGAAACCAUUUCGACGUGUUUAAAGAGAAGUUCGUUUCCACCGAGGUGGUCCCAGAGUCUGAGCACACAUUUAGAACCGCGGCUACAAAGGGCUCUAUCCUCGGCGGGCAAGGGUUUCACAAGCAGGCCCGCCCUUCAGCCAAACGGAGUUGCCAGCUCGACUUCGCUGCGCCGACAACUCCGUAA
Frankliniella occidentalis (western flower thrips) is the source of this 862-nucleotide messenger RNA. RefSeq lists its product as uncharacterized. Lineage: Eukaryota; Metazoa; Arthropoda; Insecta; Thysanoptera; Thripidae. The transcript has 2 exons. The record is from RefSeq and is a predicted model, not a curated record. The coding region runs from base 194 to 862 and encodes 222 amino acids.